Molecule: messenger RNA, 3113 nt
Organism: Pecten maximus
Lineage: Eukaryota; Metazoa; Mollusca; Bivalvia; Pectinida; Pectinidae
Product: extensin-like
Exons: 7
Coding region: 330-2054 (574 amino acids)
Biological process (GO): muscle structure development; actin cytoskeleton organization
Cellular component (GO): stress fiber; filamentous actin; Z disc
Molecular function (GO): muscle alpha-actinin binding; actin binding
Source: RefSeq, a predicted model, not a curated record
AUUAGAAACGGACCAGAAUCAAACCUGAGAAUCUGUCCAGAAUCACUUCCAGACCUUGUUCAUGAUAUAAUGAAUCUCAUACACUGUAUGAAGUCGCUGCAUUUACCCAUCUUUUGGCAGUGCUAAAUAUACCCUCCCUCGUCCAGCCAGACUCACUAUCAUCUCUAGUUGUUCGGAGUGCCGCUAUUCGUCAGCGCUCGUCGAUUUCGACUUUCUGUGUAGUUACAGUGUCUGAGAGAGUCCAGGUUCGCAUUCCCGGCCGGUCGGGUCUCUUUAGCUGUUGCUUCACCUGACGAGGAUGGCUAUUUAGAACUGACCAACGAUCGAAGAUGAGGGUGAAGCUGUUUCGGGAUUCGUUCGAUACCCCCUGGGGGUUCCGUCUACAGGGCGGAAGGGAUCUCAACCAGCCCCUUGUAGUACAGAGGGUUUUUUCGAACACUCCCGCAGAGGGAGAACUCCAACGAGGAGAUAUUUUUCUCGAGAUAAACGGGAGGGACGCAGAAGGCUUUACUCAUAAACAGGCUUUAGAUCAGAUAAAAUUUGGCGGGGGACAGAUCGAACUCUUGAUAGAAAGGCUAGCGAGUGACCAUUCCAGAUCAAUGAUAUACUAUUGUUUUCGACAGAUUCAGAUUCCUAUAAAGAAGCGGCCGGAGCCGGUGUACGCAGCCCCCAGUAUGCCGCCACCACAGAAUACGUCUGGACACCAGCCUAAAAAAAUCACGCUCAACCAGUUCGGAGGUGGUACUACUAAUUUUGGUGCCAACUACGGUAAGCCCUCGGUAAAAUCCGGGUGGUCCCCACAACCAUCCCCUUCCUCCCAACAGCAGUACUCCCCUCAAUCCAGUAUGAUGGUGCGUGUACAGGAUAGCCUUGAUAGUGCUCUGUCACCCAGGUCUUUUUCCUCGUACCAGCCGCCCGCACAACACCAAGCUCCUCCUCCAUUGCGCCAGUUUAGUUCCGGACCAUCCUAUCCCCUUCAAGGUAUGUCUUCGGCACAGACAGAACUGCAGGACCAACAGCCCAGUUAUAUCCGGUCAAGUGACCCCGUGCCCGAGGAGGAUUACUCGUAUAUCCCAGUAUCACAGAGGAAGCAGACUUUUAACACUAAACCUCCUCCACCUCAGCAGGACAUGCGCUACAAUAAUGGUAACAACGAGUUUCAAGAGGUAGCGGAGGAAGAGGAAGAUAAUUAUCCAACAGCUCCAGUUUGGGAAAGACGAAAAAUGUUUGGUCAGGCGUUAACGACUAAGAAAGCUACUCCAGGAGGCAAGAAGGGUCCGAAGCCGUUCCAACCCCAGGCAAAAGAUUAUGUUGACUUUGGGGUGGAUUAUACGAAGGUAAAAAGACAGCCCGAACCUCCGAGGUUCCAGCCCGCCGCACCACCACCACCACCUCCGGUACAGCCGAGACCAGUGAACUACAGCGGACACACUACCGAUGACGGCUAUAAUAAACCACCAGCAUGGUCCUCAUCCUUAAGAUCAUCAAAUGUCGCCAAACCCUGGGAGCUGGAACAGCAGGACAGCUUCAUGCCUGUUCAGAACACCCCUCAGCGAGGAGGUCCGCCCUCCGUCAGUCCAAAACCGACGUCGCCCAGACCCCCUGCCCAGGCUCCAGCCCAGAGACAGAUCUCCGUAAGGUCGGUGCCUAAUGGUGCGCCCCCCGCUGGUGACGGUGGUGAUGCCAGGGUGGUUCACUUACAGUACAAUUCGCCCAUGGGCUUGUAUUCCGGGGCCAAUAUAAAGGACACUUAUACAGGUCAAACACAAGGUCGAUAUCCAAUGUCCUCCACUGCCACGUCGUCUGGGCCCGCCCCUGCCAAGACUGGAGACCGUGACUGGAGCGAGUCGCACGUGUAUAGGAUGCUGCACGAUCAGAAGGGGCCACCGGCCUCACACGCGGCCCCGGCGGUGAACACCAGGCCCCCACCGCCCCCGGUGUCGUACAAGCCCGUGCCUCCACCGCCGGCUCCACCGGCACAAAAGCAAUAUCAGCAAGGUACACAGAACAACUUCAACGCCUUCGACGAUAGCUACGGGACGUCGGACUUCUAAGUCUACGACAACAAGGCGACGACUCUAGGUGCUGCCAUACUUAAAAGUUCCCGAUCAGUGACAAAAUGUGUUGGAAUGGAGACGGUGAUACAUGAAAUGAUCGAAUAAUCAUAUGUAUUUGUAAAUUAUAAAGACCAUCCUUGUCCAAGCUGCCUUGGCCCAUUGCUUUGAAACAUUUCUCACUGAUCUUGGAUUCAUGCAAAGCUUUGAGUUUUGAGGUGUGUAGUGACAUACCUGGUCUACUUUGAAGUUCCGAAUUUUCUUCCGAGAACUUUUGAAAAAACCCAUCGACAUGGUGCUGAAUGCAGUGUUGAAAUAAUGAAGUUAUAGUUAUAAUUAGCUCCUUUGUGUUGUGGACCAGAACAAGCGAUGAUCGCCAUGGUUGCAAUGGUUGCCAUGGUCGCAAUGACCAUUACGGUCACCAUUGUCGCCAUGGUCGUUUUUCAUCCAUGAUGCAAAGGACAAUGUCUUCCACAGAACGGGAAGACUAUACGAUUGUAAAAUGGAAACUUCGGGAAAAUAAUGAGAUUUCGAACAGUUAGAGGUCGAACAUGGAGAAAAUGUGCAAUAUUUAUUAUACAUGUUAACUGUGUGACAACUAGUUGCACGCUUCCUGUGAUUGUACUAUAAGUGUACUUAUUUAUAUUAGAAUCAUUGACUUAGAUGUUCUCUUACCUAUGUUAGUAAAUGGUGUGACGGCAUGAUAUAUCUGAUCUAGUUGGCGGCCAAUUUGCUUACUAACAUAUGGUGAUGUGGUCCGUAAAUGUGAUGAAACAGUUCUUUUGAUUGGACGAUUUUGUAUGACUCGCUUUCGUGUGCUAUUGUAGUUCUUUCCUCUUUCCUGGAAUGUUUAUAUUAAAAGGUUAUGCCAUAAAUAAGAUUGUGCAAUAAAAAUUUUAUUUGUAAAUGUGACAUAUUAACAAAUCUUUUACACGUUUAAUUUAUAUAUAUUUAUAUCGAGAUGCAAAAGGGAUAUAUCAUACACGGCAAAUAUUGAUGAGUUCAGAUGCAUUGUCUUGUACCAUUGAUGUACACAAAAUAAAGUUGUCUAUCAUUACC